AGAACGAGAUACUUACAGAAGACAAUCUUCUCCCACCUCAACCCGUUGACUUUUUCAAAGUUGUGCUAUUGUGUUUUCGACGUAGCUAGUUGACGCAGAGGGCAGCGUCAGAAAAGGGCCGCUAGUAUACUCAAUCUCAAUCUCAAGCAAAAAAGAUACAUCGAUAUUAGAUCAGGAGCGAUUCUUGAUGAAUGAAGAAGUGAAAAGCUGAGAAAUAUCGUGUCUUCCCUCACGCAUUCACUAUAUCAAAAAAGAACUCGCUGUCGUCUCCCUAUUGAAACAUCUCGUCUCCUGGUUGAAAUACUUGCUUCGUCUCCCUUUAAAUACAAAGACCUACGAAGAUGGCGAUGGAGAGUUCCAAUCAUUUCGAUGCCGUACAAGUGCUCGACGAGGAUACGCGGCCACUUGUGAAGAAGGACGAUGCGUCUGACGAGGAACUACAUGGAAGUGAUGACAGGCAAGAAACAGAAAAGGCAAGAAUGAAGCCCCCACUAAGUAUUGUCACGACGGAAAAGGGUGUGGCAGGAGCAAGCACUCACGAAAAGAAUGCUCUUACGAGUAUGAAGAUUAACGAAAACGGUGUGGAAAGUGUUAACGAAAAAAGUGUUGGUCACGUUAAAGAAGAGGAUGCUCUACUUCCCCCGCCUGGUGGUAAAGUGAAAAGCGACGAAUUUAUGCACUUCGAUUUUCCUCGGGAUACGGUGUGGCGACGCCAGGCGACUUGGUGCAGCGUGAUUUAUUUUACUAUCACUGUCGCUGCCUCCCUCACUUGGUCGUGGGAGUUUCUGAGUAACGCAACGUUUUCGCGAAGUGAGGAUGGCCGACCCUGGGUGCGAAUCAUUUCCCACGGUUGGUUUUUCGACAGGGAGUGGUACACUGGAAGUUACGAAAAACUACGACUCGCAAAUGUUGAAAUCAUUCGUGCUGCCACCGCUCCGACGAGUCCUCGCGCAGGAGGAAGAGGAGAAGAAUCGGAGGAUGAGAAGAGCCAGCUCUUCGCGAAGGCACUCAACGAGGAAAUAGUAGCCAGUCGUGGCUUAUCAAGUUCUUCGGUGUACAAGGUGAUGACAGGAAGCUACGAAGCGGCCGGGCUACCCUUGGCAAAGCUGCAGCCGGACGCAUUGCUUGUGCCGCGCAUGCUAAAUAACUUGAACAGCGAAGAUUCGUGGACCCGCGUCGCCGACAAAAACCAACUGAUGCUAUUUCUCUCGCAGCAUUUCGGUUGCAAUACACCGGCUCAAUCAAGAAGCACACGUGCACGAGAUCACGGAGUCUGUGAUAUGCUUAUCCCGUCAGGCCCCAUAUCUCUGGUAGAAGAGACGUCGCCGCAACGUGAUCAAGGAGAUGAUGAACAAGUACUACAGCAUGCAGGUCCGCUUUCACAGGAGGACGGCAGAGACCGUCUGAACUUCCCGUCGCAGUUGGAGAGGCCUACUCCCACCAGGCCCUGGAUGGUGAAGCCGGUUAGCGGAGCAGGUGGAAUGCUUGUCACGCACCUGUACAAGCGUGCGACCUCUCUGGACCAAGUGACUCAGUUACUGAGAGACAAUCCGAAAGUAAGUUUCAUUGCUUCCGAGUUUCUCAAAUCGUCUGUAGAAGACUCAGUGCAUUUCGUAUUUGACUCAGCCACGACUGGCAUCAUGGAAGAGGACAAGGACGAAACCACAGAGACUGGAGAUCGUAGCGAUUCUUCUUCUGACAACUACUCCAGCGCGGAAGCUACGGCUAGUGAUGGAACUUAUUUACAUGUUCGACAACAUCGUGGCUACGCAGAGGGUGGGAGCGAGAAUGUCAUCAGCCAUCAUGGGGGUUUCGCAGUUAACUCCGCACAAUUGGAUCCGGAUCCGAGUUUGCUCUCCAAGGUCAAAAAGAUCCUGCAGGCUUUGAAUUACAAGGGCCUAGGCUGUCUAGAUUUGAAAUACAAAAACAACGAUCUCCGCAGACCAGUCCUUCUCGAGAUUAAUCCUAGGACUUGCGGCGCAAUGAUGUGGUUCCACGACUAUGGGGAAUGGAUCCGAUCCUGGGCGUUGAUCGACGCAGACCCGCAGCACCCGUGUGAAAAAAUGAAAAGACUAAAAGCAAAGAAGCGUGGACUAGUCGCUCUCGCUGCAGAACAAGGACGACGCGCGCAAGUUCUACUUUUGCGAAAGCGAGGAGCGCUUGAUGCGCCGAUGAAGCACAAGCAAGACCAUGCCAGCGCAAACGUUGAAGGUGAAGAACGUGAAAUGCCGCCUCGACCUGAAAAGCCAACAGAUUAUGUUCUUCUAGUGGAAAAAAUCAACGCAGAAAUAAACUCGCUGAAAGGCAAAUGUGAGUGGAAAGAGGAGAAGCAUUUCCGAGCUUGGUCCUGGAGCAACUAUUUGUUUCAGACUGAACCACAAUCAUUCGGCAAAAGGGGGUCUCCUAGAUCGAUGGACGAUGGUACGGAGCCGCCACUUUCGGAGUUUCGCAUAAAGCCUUGGGCUUUUGCCCUCAUCUGUGCGUCGAUGGGACUAGUCUUUUUUGCACUGUUGAUGUGUUUUCUAGACUUUUUCUCCGUCGUGUGUGGCUACAGGUGCGACGACGCCAGUUGGGUCAACCUCUGUCUGUGCCGCUGCCGAUGCUGCUGCUGCUUUAGCUGUUGCCGCAAGUGCUACGAAGGGCCGGAAGACAAGCAUUGCCAUUUCCGCUGUUGUGACCGUUGGUGGGCGCGACCCGAGAAAAUCGCCGUUCUCGGCCCACCUUUCUAUGUGGUCAAAGAUCCAGCCUAAUGCGAAAAGUACACUGAGAAAAGAGUAGUACUCAGAACUACAACUACAACGCGAUGGUUAGCGUUACCGGAUUCUCUGUCUCUGUGCAACAGAAGAGGGAAGCGCAUCGAUCUGCGAAAUGAAAAUUAUUUUUUUUUGAGAUGUUUGUUAGAGUUAGCUAGGUGUGCGAUUGGAUUUGAUCAAAGACAACCGAGGGAGAACUACCUGAAAAUACAGCAAUGCUAGGCUCGAUCACUGCUAGUCAAAGUCAUCAAUGUACGGUGUGAACAAGAUGACCAGGAAGAGGAAGGUCAUGUAGAAGUUUAUAACAUGGAACAAGUAGAAAUGUUGACGUGCCUCUGAAUAUAAUGAAAUAAUUAAUGAUCACAUUCGAAUUCGAUGUUCAUCUUCCUCUUUUCGAGUUUCUUUCCUUCUUAGUUAGGGCUCUACAAGUACAACAAUAUAAUGAAGUGAAUAGUCAUGAUAUGCUCGACCAACGACCAACGCGAUUAAGGAAAAAAUGGCCAUGCAGGUACUUCUACGUUUGAACAACUUCAUGAAUUAUAUCAUUCAUUUUUUGAAUGAAAGACAAAAUUUUAUUCUCUUCUGAUCAGCAACCAAAAGACACGAGCUCCUAGUACUUAUUUUACGAGAUGAUACGAGCGGGGGAGCGUGAACAGUGUGAGACAGCUAAAGAUCGGAAAUUACUAUUCCGAAAGUGCUGUCUAACGUGGCAUCCAGAUAAGCGUCAAGAAAAAUUCGUUGCGACAUGCGUAUUUCAAUAUCUACAAGACGAGAAACCCAAGUUCUUGAAAUGAAAGACGACGUGGUCAUCGAGUUACUUGAUCUCAAGAUCAGAGCUCAAAGACGUACUCACAGGGAACGCGACGUGAGUAAAACGAUGACUGGCCACUGUCCGAGGAUAAGUUACAACUCUGGGAAUAUGUUGAUGUUCUUCUUUUUAUUGAUCUACUAGCAGGUGAUUUGACUACUGGAUUUUUGAAGAGUUGUGAGUAUUGG
This is a messenger RNA of Amoebophrya sp. A25, 3749 nucleotides long. The record is from the annotation of a GenBank genome assembly. Lineage: Eukaryota; Dinophyceae; Syndiniales; Amoebophryaceae.